GCACAAGUAUAGAGCGAAAGACGCCGGGUAUACAAGGUUCCUGUCGCGAGUACUACGGUUCCAUUCCGACGCCAUCCCCCAGGAGGAACACUAGUUAGUCAUCUCUAGAUUAAGCAAUCAUGUUUCUCAAGUGGCUGAUCUUUGCAAUAUGUUUACACUAUGGCCUGGGCUUGGAUCAAUAUUCCUUGCCAGAAUUACCACCCGGGGAAGCACCGGAACCUAUAGUGACAUUCAUGGAAAGAACAUACCGUCCUGGUCGAGGCCGAGCAGCUUACGAUGCUGGUGACCCUGUACUCCUGACUCCAUUGAUAGAAGAGAAGAAGAUUGAAGAAGCGAGACGCGCUGCGUAUGUAGACCCAGAAAAUUUGUUGCCCGGUAUGGACAGCUACGCAGGUUAUUUGACUGUAAACAAGGAAUACAAUGCAAACCUCUGGUUCUGGUAUUUUCCAGUGGCAGAUAAAUCAGUUGAAGAAACUCCAUGGAUUAUUUGGCUUCAAGGUGGACCAGGAGCAUCGUCUCUAUAUGGCCUCUUUACUGAAAUAGGACCUUUUGUUAUUACCGAAGAUAACCAAAUAGAAGAAAUAAAAUAUUCAUGGGGCAAGAAUCAUUCGCUUUUAUUCAUCGACAAUCCUGUUGGUACCGGUUUUAGUUUCACUGAUGAUGAUCGCGGUUUCGCAACAAAUCAGACAACAAUCGGAGAGAACCUAUACAUAGCUUUACAACAAUUCCUGACUAUGUUCCCGGAACUUCGUAAAGCGCCUCUGACCGUCGCGGGAGAGUCGUACGCUGGAAAACACAUACCAUCACUCGGCGUCCAAAUACUUUGGAAUAAGGAUCAUGAUGAACCCAUUAAUUUACAAGGUCUUGCCAUAGGAAACGGAUUUAUAGAUCCGUUAUCUCUGCAGAGAUACAGCUAUUUUGUGCGAGAAGCUGGUCUCGUGGACGAUAAAGUAGCCAAUUUUAUGAACCAGCUGGAAACUGCUGUGGUGCAGUUUAUAAAUUCUGGAGAAAUGUUAAAAGCAUAUGCUUACUACAACUAUCUACUACAGCUAUUCCUUUCGGAAUCAAAAUUGAAUAACUUGUAUAAUUAUCUUCAAGAUGACAUAAGCUUGGAUGGUUCGUACUUAGACUACAUUCAAAAAGAUGAAGUUAGGCGUGCUCUACAUGUGGGAAAUACCAAUUUCACAUCUAUUGGAGUCGUGUAUAGGAAACUUGUUCCUGACUUUAUGGCUAGUGCCAAGCAUUGGGUCGAAGAACUGCUGGAAAAUUACAAAGUUAUGCUUUAUAAUGGCCAUUUGGACAUCAUUGUAGCCUACCAUCCGUCAGUAAACACUUACGAUUCAUUGUCAUUUUCGGGAACAACAGAAUUCAGAACCGCUAAGCGUCGACCGUGGUACCACGACGGAAAUUUAGUUGGUUAUUUUAAAAACGCCGGCAACCUGACAGAGGUGAUGAUUCGUGGAGCCGGACAUAUGGUGCCUGCCGACAAACCGGCCGCUGCUCUUGGUCUCAUCUCGGCAUUCUCCCGCGGUAUCUCACUUCACGAAGACACUGGAGUUCUAGUAGACGUUGAAAAAAACUUGCGAAGUCAUCGGCUACCUUUCUAGAAAAACCAGUUAAAAGAAAUCUUCUGCAAACGACUAUUAUUUUUAAUUUAGUUAAGUUAAUGUCUCUGAUUUAGAACUUUGCUUGUAAAUAC
Messenger RNA from Vanessa atalanta (red admiral), 1699 nucleotides. RefSeq names its product venom serine carboxypeptidase-like. Lineage: Eukaryota; Metazoa; Arthropoda; Insecta; Lepidoptera; Nymphalidae. The transcript has 9 exons. Gene Ontology annotation, biological process: proteolysis. The coding region runs from base 120 to 1607 and encodes 495 amino acids. The record is from RefSeq and is a predicted model, not a curated record. Gene Ontology annotation, molecular function: serine-type carboxypeptidase activity.